GCAGCAGCAGCAGCAGCAGCAGCCUCCGGACGUCGCUGGAGCCCCCGCUCGGAUCGGCCCGUCUGUUAGCAAUGAACGCCUCGUGCUGCCUGCCGUCUGUGCACCCAACGCUGCCCAACGGCUCCGAGCACCCUGCCAGCCCUGCCUUCGGCAACCAGAGCGGCAGCGGGUUCUGCGAGCAGGUCUUCAUCAAGCCCGAGGUCUUCCUGGCGCUGGGCAUCGUCAGCCUGCUGGAAAACAUCCUGGUCAUCCUGGCUGUGGUCAAGAACGGCAACCUGCACUCGCCCAUGUACUUCUUCCUCUGCAGCCUGGCGGCGGCGGACAUGCUGGUGAGCGUGUCCAACGCCCUGGAGACUGUCAUGAUCGCCGUCGUCAACAGCAACGCCCUGGCCCUCGGCGACCGGCUCAUCCAGCACAUGGACAACGUCUUCGACUCCCUGAUCUGCAUCUCGCUGGUAGCUUCCAUCUGCAACCUCCUGGCCAUCGCCGUGGACAGGUACGUCACCAUCUUCUACGCGCUCCGCUACCACAGCAUCAUGACCGCGCGGAAGGCCCUCGCCUGGAUCGCGGCCAUCUGGGUGAGCUGCGGGGUCUGUGGCGUGGUGUUCAUCAUCUACUCCGAGAGCAAGAUGGUCAUCGUGUGCCUCAUCACCAUGUUCUUCGCCAUGCUGCUCCUCAUGGGCGCCCUCUACGUGCACAUGUUCCUCUUCGCCCGGCUGCACGUCCAGCGCAUCGCGGCACUGCCGCCCGCCGACGGGGCGGCCCCGCCGCAGCACUCGUGCAUGAAGGGGGCUGUGACCAUCACCAUCCUGCUGGGGGUGUUCAUCUGCUGCUGGGCCCCCUUCUUCCUCCACCUCGUCCUCAUCAUCACCUGCCCCACCAACCCCUACUGCGUCUGUUACACCGCCCACUUCAACACCUACCUGGUCCUCAUCAUGUGCAACUCCAUCAUCGACCCGCUCAUCUACGCCUUCCGGAGCCUGGAGCUGCGUACCACCUUUAAGGAGAUUCUCUGCAGCUGCAACGGCAUGGACCUGGGCUAGGGCGCCGGGGCCCUGGACGCGCACGUGGGUCCGGUCACUG
Lynx canadensis (Canada lynx) is the source of this 1083-nucleotide messenger RNA. It is a transcript of the gene MC3R, whose product is annotated as melanocortin 3 receptor. The record is from RefSeq and is a predicted model, not a curated record. The transcript has a single exon. Gene Ontology annotation, molecular function: melanocyte-stimulating hormone receptor activity; peptide hormone binding. Gene Ontology annotation, biological process: G protein-coupled receptor signaling pathway. NCBI's taxonomy places the organism in Eukaryota, Metazoa, Chordata, Mammalia, Carnivora, Felidae. The coding region runs from base 72 to 1043 and encodes 323 amino acids. Gene Ontology annotation, cellular component: membrane.